Messenger RNA from Coccinella septempunctata (seven-spotted ladybird), 3018 nucleotides. RefSeq names its product extracellular serine/threonine protein CG31145. The transcript has 10 exons. Gene Ontology annotation, molecular function: protein serine/threonine kinase activity. The record is from RefSeq and is a predicted model, not a curated record. Lineage: Eukaryota; Metazoa; Arthropoda; Insecta; Coleoptera; Coccinellidae. Bases 1065 to 2624 code for a protein of 519 amino acids. Gene Ontology annotation, cellular component: Golgi apparatus. Gene Ontology annotation, biological process: protein phosphorylation.
CUCACAAUUCAGUGUUGAUACGGUAGCGCGACCAUCAAGGGGGCUCAUUGUGGUCCUCUACCUCUGCGAUGCGUUAACGCGUUCAUUAAGCACGUGGUAUCCUUUGACGUUUCAAUUAGUAGCUCAUUGUUGACGUUUAUUGUUUUAAUUAGAAGGAAGCAGCCACCUGUUCUGAUUGUUCGCAGUGGGGCCAUAUUUUUGUGUCCGUUAUUUAUAGAGGAAUGGAGAUGAUAUUGUUUCUGGCACUGGUUCGUUAACGAAGGCUGAAAGACCUGGCUCAGCGAGACGGAAGGCUGCAAUGUUCAGACAUCGCAGCCCCUACCUUGGAUCACUCCAACAACCAUCAUGGCGACACCAAAUUAAGCACCCCACCCUCCUACAACUACAGCUACCAGCCACCAGUACCUCCACCUCGAAGGCCAAAAACAUCCUUCCAAAUACAAGCUCAACAUCAACCCCUUUCACCAUCACUGCCAGAUCAACAUCUGAAGGAAGAGGGGAUAGUCCAAGAACAGGCUGAACCACUUCCCGAAGGUUACAUCCACGACCACUACAGCCCUAAGUUGGACAGGUUGAAAUUCGUAAAAUCCAGAUCGUUCGAAGUGUACACCGACAAUUUGCGCCAUAAGAAAUCCAGGGAUUUUCACGCCGCUGUUAGAGUGAAGCGGGAUUCCGAGUUGUUGUCAAGUAGUUCCAACGAGGAUGUUAAACUGAAUGAAAGCGGUAAAUUAAAUCUGUCCGAUAGGAAAGAUAACAGCUACCAUAAUAGGCGAGUUAUCAAGGAGACUUACAGGGGUAUUAAUGUAAAUAAGUUAAUUUCGAACAGUGAUAAGCGAGAACACACAACCAAAGCGAUAUCGACCAAAGAAAAACCACCGAACCGUACAGAUAAGACUGGCGUUCAACUCGAAGAACAUAGAAUCAAGUCGAAGUACAGUCCGCCUCCCGGAGCGGAUUUUUGCGCUGAAUCGACGAACGAUUUAAAGACUAAUAAUAAAAACAAUAAGAAAUUGUUGAACUUUGAGUUUGAUAAGAGUUCAGUCGGUGUCGCGGACGCGUUGAACAUGUUUCGGAUGGGACUGAAGUUGAAGGAAAGGUUCGUGUUGGGCUUGAGUGUUGCGGCAGUGCUUUUUACUCUUCUUCUUAUCAUCGACAUCCAGAUGGACUAUGGUUACGCGGAAAAUUACGUAGUGCCCUCGCACGGUAGGGUGAGGUAUGUGCAGAAGGAGGAUGGACCAGAAGCGGCUUACAACAGUUUUAGGAAGAGGUUUUUGCAGAAGACCAACAGUGGCGGCGUUAAUGCAUCCAGAGAGGCAGCUCUACCGGAGCAGAAAACCUCGGAAACUCUCGUCCAGAACGGCAAACUGGACAAGGUCAAUGAUAUAUCUGAGGAGCACGACGAUUUUUCUGACCUCGUGGAUUACCUGAUGAUGGAGGAGACUGGACGGGACAGGUACAGGGAGGAUAUGGGGCGUGAGACCCCGGUCCUUCAGAAAGACAACGAGGGCGAUCUGAUAAGGGGCGAGAAUCCCACAAUUGCAGAGCUGAAAAACCUGGAUAUGGAACACACCAACUCUACAAUCCAUUCCUUCAUAUACGAAAUUUCACAGCAUGAACUCUACACCGAGGGAAGCAAAUACGUGGAGAAGUUGUUACAACAGAUGGCUUUAGAACCGAUUCAACAUGUUGUUCAAAAAAGUGGUGGAACUCAACUGAAGUUGAUCAUCAACUACCCUGGACAACUUCAAGCUCUGUUCAAACCAAUGAGAUUCCCCAGGGAGCAGCAGACCCUUCCCAAUCACUUCUACUUCACGGACUACGAGCGUCACAACGCGGAGAUAGCCGCUUUCCACUUGGACAGAUUGCUGGGUUUCAGAAGGGCAAUGCCGGUGGUGGGACGGCUGAUCAAUAUAACCAGAGACAUAUACGAGAAGGCGGAAGGGGAACUGCUGAAAACCUUCUUCAUCUCCCCAUCGGAUAACGUUUGUUUCCAUGGAAAAUGUACAUAUUACUGCGAUACCUCACACGCCAUAUGUGGAAACCCAGACAUGCUCGAGGGCAGUUUCGCUGCUUUUCUCCCAUCGUUGGAUUUCAUGGCAAGAAAAGUUUGGAGGCAUCCAUGGAGGAGGUCUUACCACAAAAGGAAGAAAGCGCAGUGGGAAACUGAAGGAAAUUACUGUUCGCUGGUCAGGGAAAUUCCUCCUUAUGACCAGGGUAGACGGUUGUUCGAUCUCAUGGACAUGUCCGUCCUGGAUUUUCUCAUGGGAAAUAUGGAUCGCCAUCAUUAUGAGACAUUCAAAAUUUUCGGGAAUGACACGUUUCCAAUUCACCUCGACCACGGCCGUGGGUUUGGAAAACCUUUUCAUGAUGAGAUAUCCAUUUUAGCGCCUAUCCUUCAAUGCUGCCUCCUGAGAGAAUCUACUCUCCAAAAACUUUUGAGAUUCCACAAUGGGCCCAUAAAGCUGAGUGAAGCCAUGCGUCAGAGUAUGGCAAAGGAUCCCUUAGCGCCAAUCCUGUGGGAACCUCAUAUGGUAGCCCUGGAUCGUAGAGUCGAAAUUAUACUCAAAGGAAUCAGGGACUGCAUACAAAAAGGGAAAGAUUUGAAGAGUAUCGACAACACGUAGCGAAGCAAAGUGUUUUAAGUGAUUCAAGACCGAAUAGUGAAAAAUGGACAAAUGUCGAGAACUGAAAACUAAUUUUAGCUGUAUAUUGAAGUGAGAAUAACCAAAGCAUAGGAAUAAACAAAUAUCUAUUGUAUGUGAAACAUUAUUUCGACUUCACCUCAUAUAAUUAUGUUCAACUACAUCAUGAAAAUGUGGAAUACGAGAAAGUAGGACUCAAAAAAUUCGAUAUAACAUCUCAAAAUGAAACCUAUAUGAAUCAAAAAUGUUACCUUAUGUCACAAUAUGUUCUGAAAGAUCUGUAUGUAAAAAGUUACCGUUUUUAUCAUAGGAUUCCUCUUAUGAAAUGAAUUAUAUUGUUUAUUUUUUGUGAAAACAAUAAACACAAUCGUUUUUA